GUUCCAGGGCGCGUUGAGAGCCAGACUGCUUCAGAUUUGGGCGGCUGGUGGUAGUUUCCGAGUCACAGUGAAACAGGUGACCCAAGAAAAGAGCCCUGGUGGAGAAACGCAGGAGAAGACCUAAAGCUUUUUCAAAGAAGAAUGGAGGAAAAUAUCAUGCUCGCUGCAGUGGAAGACACUGUGGAGUACCACCUGUUCCUGAUACCAGAUGAAUCAAUGGACCCAGAAAAACACAGAGAGAUUCUUGAGAAGUAUAUUGAGAAAAUAAUGAGCCAAUUUGCACCUAUGCUGGCUCCCUAUAUCUGGCAGAACCAACCUUUUAAUCUCAAAUAUAAACCUGGCAAAAGAGGUGUUCCUGCUCAUAUAUGUGGCAUGACAAAGUUUGGGGACAAUAUUGAAGAUGAAUGGUUUAUUGUAUAUCUAAUAAAACAGAUUACAAAGGAAUUUCCACAGUUAGUAGCCAGGAUUGAAGAUAAUGAUGGUGAAUUCUUGUUAAUAGAAGCUGCUGACUUUCUCCCUAAAUGGUUAGAUCCUGAUAAUAGUGUCAAUAGGGUGUUUUUCCAUCAUGGGGAGUUGUGCAUUAUUCCUGUACCAAAGAAAUCUGAAGCAGUAUACUGGUUACCCGCCACUCCCCCAACAAUCCCACAAGCAUUAAAUAUAAACUCAGCACACCCAGAAAAGGUUUUGUCUUCAGAAUCCGUACGAGCCACUGUUAAUAGGCACAUCAGUGGGUACCCAGAGAAAAUUCAGGCCUUGCUGCACCGAGCACAUUGCUUCCUUCCAGCUGGCAUUGCAGUGGUACUAAAGCAGUGGCUCAGAUUGGUGGCAGCUACUGUCCAGGCUUUUUACCUGCGGGAUCCAGUUGACCUGCGAGCCUGUCGUGUCUUCAAGACAUUCUUACCGGAAACGCAAAUAAUGACAUCAGUUACUUUCACUAAAUGUCUCUACGCACAGUUGGCACAACAGAGGUUUGUGCCAGACCGAGGGAGUGGAUACCGGCUGCCACCUCCAUCUCACCCCCAGUACCGAGCCCAUGAACUGGGCAUGAAGCUGGCUCAUGGAUUCGAGAUCUUAUGCUCCAAAUGUAGCCCACAGUUUUUGGACACCAAGAAGUCCCUUGUGACUACCUCACCACUCUGGGCUGGCUUCCUUGAAAGUCUGAAAAAGAAUGAUUAUUUUAAGGGACUCAUAGAAGGUUCUGUUCAAUACCAGGAAAGGCUAGAAAUGGCAAAGAACUACUUCCAACUCUCAGUAAAUCGAACAGAAAGUUCACUUGCUAUGAGCCCUGGUGAAGAAAUCUUGACCAUAUUACAGACAGUACCAUUUGAUAUAGAAGAGCUUAAGAAAGCUAACCUUCCUCCAGAGGAUGAUGACCACUGGUUAGAGCUUUCACCAGAUCAGCUGGAUCAGCUACUGCAGGAGGCUGCUGGCACAAGAGAAUCACAACCCAUUUCCAAGAAGGAGGAGGAGGAGCAGAACUAUGACUUAACUCAAGUCACAGACAGCAUGAAGGCUUUCAUAUCCAAAGUCUCAACCCACAAGGGAGCAGAGCUGCCCCAAGAAUCUUCUGAGGCUCCAAUCACUUUUGAUACAGAUGCCUUUCUUAAUUAUUUUGAUAAAAUUUUAGGACCGAAGACUCAGGCGUCAGACUCUGAUGAUCUGGAUGAGGAAGACUUUGAAUGUUUAGACAGUGAUGAUGAGGUGGACCUCGAAACUCAGGAACCUGGUGAAGAAGCUUCUCUGAAAGGAGCUCUUGACAGCCUCAAGUCAUACAUGGCCCAAAUGGACCAGGAGCUGGCACAUACCAGCAUGGGCAAAAGUUUUACCACUAGCAAGCAAGUGAAUAAGAAGCCUUCAUCUCAGACUACCAAUAACAAUUCAGAUGAGGAAGAUUCUGGUGCCAGAGAUUCUGUUCUGGCCCCAGUGGAUGUAGACCUGAACCUGGUUUCAAAUAUAUUGGAAUCCUACAGCUCCCAAGCUGGCCUGGCAGGGCCUGCCUCAAAUCUCUUACAGAGCAUGGGAGUGCAACUGCCAGACAACAGUGAUCACAGAGCCUCCCAAAAGCCAGUGAAAGAUUAGCUGACAUAUCUAGCUGUUUUCCUCUUUAAAUAAACAAUGAGUCUGAGUGAAA
Octodon degus (degu) is the source of this 2131-nucleotide messenger RNA. RefSeq names its product protein ecdysoneless homolog. Gene Ontology annotation, cellular component: nucleus. The record is from RefSeq and is a predicted model, not a curated record. Lineage: Eukaryota; Metazoa; Chordata; Mammalia; Rodentia; Octodontidae.